Molecule: messenger RNA, 1609 nt
Organism: Oncorhynchus kisutch (coho salmon)
Lineage: Eukaryota; Metazoa; Chordata; Actinopteri; Salmoniformes; Salmonidae
Product: protein Wnt-10a
Exons: 4
Coding region: 191-1561 (456 amino acids)
Biological process (GO): cell fate commitment; canonical Wnt signaling pathway; multicellular organism development
Cellular component (GO): extracellular region
Molecular function (GO): frizzled binding; cytokine activity
Source: RefSeq, a predicted model, not a curated record
UCCAGAUAGCGCGUUGUUAGUGCACCCACGACUUUCGGAUGUAUUCCAAUGCAAAUAUCUUGGCGGAGCUGUCGUACAAUUGUGCAGAUGUGCGAUAGCAUGCAAGAGUGUUUAGUCGUCUCUCUUCCAACUUAUUAUCUUCAUUCAAUAAGUUGACAGAUAGUGCAGUCAAACUAGUGUCGUUCUUUGAAUGACUUGUCCUGCAGUCGUUAGGCACGUCCAGCACUUUGUCAGUCUUGUAUCAGUUCUCAAAUCAGAUCCAUACUUGAGCUCAAGACCUGUCAUCCUCAAAGCGCGUCCCCCGGAACUCUGGAGUGGACAGAUAUUAGAGGGACAUAUAACUUGUUAUACACCGCUCUAUGUAAUUUCUUAUCUUUUGUCAAAAACAAGCGACACAAUGGAUUUCUCGUUCUGCCGCCUAUUAUGUCUUGUGAUUGCAAUCACUAUGUUCAAUCAAAGGGUAGAUUCCAACAAGAUUCUUGGGCUGAAGAUCCCCAAUAUCGACCCCAUUCUCAAUGCUAACACCGUUUGCUUGACCCUGCCUGGACUGAACCACAGACAACUGGAGGUGUGCAUGAGAAACCCCGACGUCACCGCCUCGGCCAUCCAAGGCAUCCAGAUUGCCAUCCAUGAGUGCCAGCACCAGUUCAGAGGACACAGGUGGAACUGCUCCAGCCUGGAGACCAGGAACAAGAUCCCAUACGAUAGUGUGGUUUUCAAACGAGGUUUCCGAGAGAGCGCCUUUGCAUACGCCAUCGCGGCAGCGGGCGUGGUCCAUGCCGUGUCCAAUGCCUGCUCCAUGGGGAAGCUGAAGGCGUGCGGCUGCGACGAGAAGCGGAGAGGCGAUGAGGAGGCUUUCCGCAUCAAACUGAACCGGUUGCAGCUGGAGGCCAUCCACCGGGGGAAGGGCAUGGUGCACGGAGUCAUGGAGCACUUCCCUGCAGACCUGCCCGGGCCUCAGGACUCCUGGGAGUGGGGAGGCUGCAGCCCCGACGUGGACUUUGGGGAGAAGUUCUCCAGGGACUUCCUGGACUCGCGCGAGACAUACAAGGACAUCCAUGCCAGGAUGAGGCUCCACAACAACAGAGUUGGCAGGCAGGUGGUGAUGAACCACAUGAGACGGAAAUGCAAAUGCCACGGGACAUCAGGAAGCUGCCAGCUGAAGACCUGUUGGCAAGUCACACCGGAGUUCAGGGUGGUAGGCUCGCUGCUCAAGGAGCGUUUCCACAUAGCCACCCUCAUCAAAGCGCACAACAGGAACACGGGCCAGCUGGAGCACGCCCACCACCCCACACACAGACGGCUCAACGAGCUGGUCUACUUUGAGAAGUCCCCGGACUUCUGCGAGAGGGAUCUGCGGUCCGACUCGGCCGGAACGCAAGGGAGGAUCUGUAACAAGACGAGUCACGAAAUGGACAACUGUGAAAGCCUCUGCUGCGGGCGAGGCCGUAACAUUUUACAGCAGACCCGCAGUGAACGAUGCAACUGCAAGUUCCACUGGUGCUGUUACGUGGUUUGCGAAGAGUGUCGAAUAACAGAGUGGGUCAGUGUCUGCAAAUGAAGAAAUGCCGAAAUGUAAUAAUCUACCUUUUUUUUUUUUUUUUUAACA